Molecule: messenger RNA, 2715 nt
Organism: Hippocampus comes (tiger tail seahorse)
Lineage: Eukaryota; Metazoa; Chordata; Actinopteri; Syngnathiformes; Syngnathidae
Gene: sbk3
Product: SH3 domain binding kinase family, member 3
Exons: 4
Coding region: 920-2041 (373 amino acids)
Biological process (GO): protein phosphorylation
Molecular function (GO): ATP binding; protein serine/threonine kinase activity
Source: RefSeq, a predicted model, not a curated record
UCCAAAUACGACGUCACGUCUCCUCCCCCUGUUUUAUUUUACAUUAUACGGCAUACAGUAGUACUCAGGAUGACUUGAUGUACGUCAAUGGACAGUAGGAUGGAAUCUGAGAUGAGGGUUAUGGAUAUGAUUGAAGCUUGUUUUCGGAAGGAUUCAAACAGUCAAAUGCAUGAAGGUGGGUCGACAUAUUUAGCGUGCGUCAUUCCUUUAUUACCGCCCGUGCAGUGAUAGACAUGGAAUGAAGAGUAACAGAAGAGGAGAGUGAUCUCGGACAAUAAAUCCAGCAGCGGCUCGCUUAACUGUACCCUGUCAUCCAAGUAAGAGUCCUGGGAUUAAGGGUACAGGCUUGUUGGCCGAUUGCGAUCGUUCCCGCAUACCUGUUGAUUAAACCAGGAAUCCGACGCGACGGAGGGAAAUCACUGACUCGGACUGUAAGCGAGGGCUGAGGGAAAAAAACAUAAAGAGAGCGAGACAUGGAAAGAGUCUGAUGGAGAGAGUUGGGGAGGGUGAAGGUGAAUGACAGAUUGGAAACAGGGGCCAUCAACUGUGGUUGUGUUUAGAAGUGGAAGGGGCGGGGGGUGGGGGGGGCACACUGGGGGGUGAAAAAGAGGUUUGAAAUACCUCGCAACCCGUUCAGGCCCACUUGCCAGGAGCCCACCAGACGAGCUGCAGACAGACUUAGCCGCAGAGUCGGAAAAGAGAGGGAGUGCGUUGUGUACGUGUGCGACCCCGGGAAGAGGCGCUUGUUGUCUACUUUGCCAGUACGCAGAUCAGCCAGCCGCAGGUCCACUCGACGCAACCGGCACAGAACGAACGACUCCAGUCCAGCGCAGCUGCUGCACCCGAGCGCAAGAAGGUGCGGCGACAACAGCUUGAUUCGUGAGGAGGAGAGCGCCACCAUCACACACCUCGUACAAGCAUGGCAGAGGCAACUGCCAAGGAGCUGGACGAGCGCUGCUACCUGUCAGCGCAGGCCAUUUCCAGCCUCAAGGUGUCCGACCACUUCCAGGUCUUGAAGUUCCUGGGGGAAGGCUCCUACGGCAAGGUCAUGCUGGCCGUUCACAGGAAGAAAGGAACAGCAAUGGCGCUGAAGUUCUUCCCUCGUCAGUCCACGAGUCUCACGUCCUUCCUGAGGGAGUACAACUUGUCUCUUUCCUACUGCACGCAUCCCUCUCUGACGCGCGCACUGGGCAUCUUUUUUUCCACAUCGUCGCACUACGUCUUUGCCCAGCAGGCCGGCCUCUACGGGGACCUGUACAGCGUGAUCGUAUCGGAGGCCGGCCUGGGCGAGGAACAAGUCCAGAGGGUGAUGUCCCAGCUGAGUGGCGCCGUGACCCACCUCCACACCUUGGGCUUCGUCCACCGGGACAUCAAACCCGAGAACAUCUUCCUGUGUGACAGCUCGUGCCGCUGGGUGAAACUGGGCGACUUCGGCCUGACCCGGCCCAUCGGCUACACUGUCGGUGCCGUGUGGUAUGAGUCGCCCUUCUGCACCCCCGAGGUGGAACCCGUCAAGGAGCCGGAGAAGGCGAAGGAGUGUGAUGUCACAGAGGAGGAGGAGGAGGAGAAGGAGCAUCUUUGGAUCAGGGUGGAGCCCUGCAUCGAUAGCUGGGCUCUGGGGAUCCUCACCUACUGCCUCCUGACUGGCUGCUUCCCCUGGGAAGAGAGCACCACCGACGACCCGGGCUACACCAAAUACAAAGCCUGGUUUGAGCGCGAGGGCGGCAGUGGAAGCGGCGAGGAGGAAUUGGACUGCUACACCAUCAUGAAGGAGAACCACCGGAACAACCCGCCUCCGUCACAGUUCCGCGGACUCAGCUCGCUGGUCAUGGCUCUUUUCCGACAAUUGCUCAACCCCGACCCCGAGCUGCGAGGCAACCCCGACGAGAUCCUGAGCUACCUGGGAGGACCCUGGCUCAUGAAGACGGAGCAGGAGGAGAGGAGGAGGGCUGAGGAGACCGAGCGGGAGGCCAGGAAAAUCAGGGAGGCGGGAGGAGGAGUGGAGGAGGAGAUUGUCAGGGAAGGAAGAGGGGAGAGAUAAGCCAAUAUAAGGGUCGUUCUUUUUCCCUAUUUGACCAGAUACACUCCUCACAAAAAGUUCAGGAAAUUGGGCUUUAAGGAUGAAAUUUCAGGGUGAACCUAAAAUGCUGCAGAACCAUUACCAGUGAACUUCAUUUGACCUUCUCUAACCUUGGAAUGCAAAUGUUCAACUGUUUAUGACUUUUUCCACAAUGUGCUCUUCUCUAUUAAGAUCUCUCAUCAAAAUUUUAGGUAUCUCUUGAAAGUUCCCAAUUUCCCGAACUUUUUGUGAGAACAAUGGUGCCUUGAGAUAUUUGUAUCUUAUGUCAUCACAGCCUCCCCAAAAAGAACAAAUAUUUUAUACUGUGACACCAAUCAUUUUUGUUCGCCCAUUUAUGGCGUUUUGCGGUAUUUAUGAGCAUUAAGCUGGCGAGUUCAAGCAAAACAUCGUCCGAACGACAACUCGUAUCUCAGAAACACUCGGGUCACUUGUAUCUCAAGGCGUCACUGUUUUGUAUUUUUGGAAUUUGGUGAAACUCAUCGUGUGUGACUUGACACAACAUCCAAUGCGAUCCAAAGCAAGAGCUGGAUCAGCACAAAGAUAAUAAUGUUCACUUUGACUGACAUACAACAACAUAUGGAGGAGCGUCACGAAAUAUUAGAAGCACCUACCAGUAGUCUAUUAUGUAACGAAAA